Messenger RNA from Megalobrama amblycephala (Wuchang bream), 1008 nucleotides. Its product is annotated as GTPase IMAP family member 7-like. Gene Ontology annotation, molecular function: GTP binding. The record is from RefSeq and is a predicted model, not a curated record. The transcript has 3 exons. The coding region runs from base 1 to 1008 and encodes 335 amino acids. NCBI's taxonomy places the organism in Eukaryota, Metazoa, Chordata, Actinopteri, Cypriniformes, Xenocyprididae.
AUGGCGGCAGGAGACACGCUGAGAAGGCGGCCGGAAGCGGGAGCGGGAGGCGGGCGUCUCGAGGACGGCGCUCGGGGCGGCAGUCAGCGAGGGCGCCGCUCGGGGCGGCAGUCAGCGAGGGCGCCGGCGCUGUCUCCGACCGGCGAGUUCAGCUGGGUCCGCUGCGGGGCCUCUUCAGACGGCGGCGGGAGCUUCUCGAAGGCGGCGAGCUUCCUCAGGCUUCAGGCGGAGAUCAGCGAGGAGAUGCAGACCGGGGAGGUCUGUGGCCGAGCCGUGACUGUUGUGGACACACCAGGACUCUUUGACACAAGCCACAGCAAUGAAGAAGUUCAACAGGAGAUCAUGAGAUGCUUUGAACUAUCAGCUCCAGGACCACACAUGUUUCUGCUGGUCAUCGCCGUCGGCCCGAUCACACAAGAAGAGAGAGAAACACUUCAGCUCAUCAAGAUGACCUUCGGACAGAAAGCAGAGGCCUACACUAUGGUGCUGUUCACACGGGGAGACGAUCUAACAGAUCAAAGUAUUGAAGAUUACAUUAAAGAAGGAGAUCCACAUGUCCAGAAACUGAUCCAUGACUGUGGAGGAAGAUUUCAUGUGUUCAAUAAUAAACAGAAGGACCCUGAUCAGGUCGAGAGUCUGUUAAAGAAGAUCAAUAAGAUGAUGUGGAGUAAUAAACAAACUUUCUACAAUGACAAAAUGUUUCAGGAGGCAGAGAGAGCAUUCAGACUCAUGCAGAACAAUAGAGAGAGAGAAGAGGAGAGCAGACGGCAGAUGGAGGCCAUUAAAGCCAAAUAUGAGUCUGAAAUCAAAGAAAUGAAGGAGAAACUAGAGGAAGAAAAAGCAAAAAAAAAGGCAAUGGAGGAAUGCAAUCAGAAGAUGGAGGAGAUCAAGAGAAAAUACAAAGAGAUUGAAGAGAUUCAUGCUGCAGAACUCAAGAAAUUGAAAGAAAGAAAUUCUGAUAACAUUACUGCCUGGAAUAAGACUCAUGGAAACUGUGUGCUUCUGUGA